UAUAUAUAUAAUUAUUAAAUUUAAUUUAAUAAUUAAUAAUAUGGGGCACCAUUCUUGUUGCAACCAGCAGAAGGUGAAGAGGGGUCUCUGGUCACCCGAGGAAGACGAAAAGCUCGUCCGCUACAUCACAACACACGGCUACGGCUGCUGGAGCGAAGUUCCCGAGAAAGCAGGGCUUCAGAGAUGUGGGAAGAGUUGUCGUUUGCGAUGGAUAAAUUACUUGAGACCGGAUAUCAGAAGGGGAAGGUUUACACAAGAAGAGGAGAAGCUGAUUAUUAGUCUUCAUGGAGCUGUUGGCAACAGAUGGGCUCAUAUAGCGAGCCAUUUGCCCGGAAGAACGGACAACGAGAUAAAGAACUACUGGAAUUCGUGGAUCAAGAAGAAGAUAAGAAAACCCUCGUCGCCAAAUAUCACAAAGACGAUACCCAAAUCCCAAUUAUUCACACACACACGAAACCAUCAUCAAGUACUAGAUAAUUUCUUGAAUAUUAACAACCAAGAUAAUUUGGCCGCAACAAAGUUGAGUACUACGAGUAUUCAAGAAACCGGCGGCCUAUUCCCUUUACCAAUUAGUCCCUCAUUCAUGUUCGAAAUCGGCUCUACUUUCGAAUCCACUAACAACAUUCCUCAUACGAUCUUUCAAGAAAACGAAGGACUAAUGAUGAAUAAUCAAGAAACAUGGCAACUAUUUAACAGGGAGACGGUCGAAUAUACGAGCUGUAAUUUGACAUUACCGAUAAUGGAUAACUUAGAUAAUAUAAUGGUCCCUAAUAAUUGUGGGAUUAACGUGGGAGGCGGAGGAGGACAAAUCACAGCCGUUGAUUGCAUGCAGAGGAACGAGAUCAACGAGUGGGGAGUCGAUCCAGUGCAAUGCCCAAAUUAUUUCUUCUGGGAUCAAGCGGAAGGACAUCAUGAACUAAUUGGCGCGGAGGAGAUAAUCUCGACUUCGUCGAAUAUGGGAGAUUUGAUGAUCUCUCAUUUUCCUUCAUCUAUAUGACUUCAAAACUACACAAUUUAUAUUACUACUAAUCCAUGAUUUAUCAACCCUGCCAUGCAUGUGACUGCUUUGU
Erythranthe guttata (spotted monkey flower) is the source of this 1070-nucleotide messenger RNA. It is a transcript of the gene ATMYB103, whose product is annotated as myb domain protein 103. NCBI's taxonomy places the organism in Eukaryota, Viridiplantae, Streptophyta, Magnoliopsida, Lamiales, Phrymaceae. The record is from RefSeq and is a predicted model, not a curated record.